Molecule: messenger RNA, 2766 nt
Organism: Bubalus bubalis (water buffalo)
Lineage: Eukaryota; Metazoa; Chordata; Mammalia; Artiodactyla; Bovidae
Gene: DENND1C
Product: DENN domain containing 1C
Exons: 22
Coding region: 132-2708 (858 amino acids)
Biological process (GO): endocytic recycling; endocytosis
Cellular component (GO): intracellular membrane-bounded organelle; cytosol
Molecular function (GO): phosphatidylinositol phosphate binding; guanyl-nucleotide exchange factor activity
Source: RefSeq, a predicted model, not a curated record
GGACGUCACCCGUUAAACUUCCUCUCUCAGCCACACAGGAAGCUGAGACGGCUCAGGGCCCAGCCCCGAGAAAGCACAGGCCCCCAGGACCCCUGGGGAAAGGGUCCCGCUGGGCCAGCCCUCCAGGGACCAUGGGAUCCACAGCUGAAAGGGGUCCCCCUGCCCUGUUUGAUUGGUUCUUUGAAGCAGCCUACCCUGCCUCCCUGCAGAAAGAUCCCCCCAUCCUGCGGCAGUUCCCCCCAGACUUCCAGGACCAGGAGUCUAUGCAGAUGGUGCCUAAAUUCUGCUUCCCUUUUGAUGUGGAAAGGGAGCCCCCCAGCACCGCUGUACAGCAUUUCACCUUCGCGCUCACGGAUCUGACCGGCACCCGCAGGUUUGGUUUCUGCCGCCUGCGGGCUGGUGCUCUCAGCUGUCUCUGUAUCCUCAGCCACCUGCCUUGGUUUGAGGUGUUCUACAAGCUGCUGAACACAGUGGGGGACCUCCUGGCUCAAGACCAAACCUCCAGCCUGAGUCAAGACCCUCAGAGUCCCCAACCCACGUCCUGGCUCAGAUAUCCCACCCCCACUCAGGUCUCAGAGGUGGACGAACUUCUUCUAAAUCUGCUGCAGCAGCCCCUUCCUGGGACCCAGGCCUCAGUAGAUCUGGAGUUGGGCAGUGGAGUGAGGAUUGCCAGUGCAGAAGGCCUGCAGUCCCCUGUCCCUGGGAAGAACAUGUCGCUUUCCUGCUUCGUGGCUCCCGACUCCAGCCGCCUGCCAUCCAUUCCUGAGAACAGGAACCUAACGGAGCUAGUGGUGGCGGUGACCGACGAGAACAUCGUGGGACUGUUCGCCGCCCUCCUGGCAGAGCGAAGGGUCCUGCUCACGUCUAGCAAACUGAGCACACUGACCUCCUGUGUCCACGCGUCCUGCGCUCUCCUGUAUCCCAUGCACUGGGAGCACGUGCUGAUCCCCACGCUGCCGCCGCAUUUACUGGACUACUGCUGCGCGCCUAUGCCCUACCUCAUCGGAGUGCACGCCAGUCUCGCUGAGAGAGUGCGGGAGAAAGCCCUGGAGGACGUCGUGAUGAUGAACGUCGACUCCAAUAUCUUGGAGACACCCUUCGACGAUGUGCAGGCGCUGCCCCCAGACGUGGUGUCUUUACUGAGGCUGCGGCUAAGGAAGGUCGCGCUGGCCCCUGGGGAAGGGGUGUCCCGUCUCUUCCUCAAAGCCCAGGCCCUGCUUUUCGGAGGGUACCGCGAUGCGCUCGUCUGCAGCCCGGGCCAGCCUGUCACCUUCAAUGAAGAAGCCUUCUUGGCCCAGAAACCCGGGGCGCCGCUGCAGGCCUUCCACCGGCGGGCUGUGCACCUGCAGCUGUUCAAACAGUUCAUCGAAGGCCGACUGGAGAAGCUGAACACAGGUGAAGGCUUCUCAGACCUCUUCGAACAGGAGAUCACUUGUAGUGGGGCCUCCUCAGGGACACUCCGCUCCUACCAGCUUUGGGCAGACAACCUGAAGAAAGGUGGUGGUGCCCUUCUGCACUCCGUCAAGGCCAAGACCCAACCAGCUGUCAGGAACAUGUACCGCUCGGCAAAGAGCGGCUUGAAGGGUGUGCAGAGUCUUCUCAUGUACAAGGAAGGGGACUCUGGCCUGCAGAGGGGGGGCUCCUUGAGGGCCCCUUCCCUCACCAGCCGCUCAGAUCGCCUGCAGCAGCGCCUGCCUAUCACCCAGCACUUUGGACAGAAUCGGCCCCUUCGCCCUAGGAGUCGCCCCAGCAGGAGACUCAGGCUGGAAGAGAAACCUUCUGAGUCCCUGGAAGAGAGGACACCCUCCCUGAGCCCAGAGGAUGCUCAGGACCCGUGGGCAGAGGAAGCGCUGGACGGCAGCUUCCUGGGGUCUGGAGAAGAACUGGAUUUGCUAAGUGAGAUAUUGGAUAGCCUGAGCACGAGAGCCACGCGGACUGGUAGCCUGCGGCCCAGCCAGAGUUUAGACUGCUGCCACAGAGAGGACUUGGACAGCUGCCUCAGCCUGGUGAGAGCCCCACUCCCCGGCCCCCCAGUCCUUCCCCAUUUGUCCAUCCAACCAGCCAGCACCUGCUUCAUCCAAAGGCCAGCAACCUGCCCAUCUCCCACCCCUACCCAGCCUGACAUACCAGGAAGGUCGAGUUGGCAAGCGGAUGACAAACCGCCAGAGCCCCAGCACCCGCCCCUGCUGCCUCUGCACACCUCUCAGCCUUCGGAUGCCACAAGCUCAGGGAAGCACCCCACUCGCCAACUGCCCUCAGAGACCGGCACAGAAAUCGAGUCUCCAUCCCAGUCUUUGACAGCUUCUGCAGACCCCAGCAGCAAAGGGGACCCUGGAUCCUCUCCCACAGAGCCCCAGCCUCUCCACUUCUCCCCUCCCCAUGAAGCAACUGAAGAUCCCACAGCCCAGGAGGACCUCUGCUCCCAGCUCUUGGCAGCACCCAGCCAGCCCAGCCCUCCAGAAAGCCCCCAACCUGAGCCCAAUUUGGGUGUUACCUGGACAUCCCAAGCCCUUGAUUCUGUCUCGGAUCCGGGUUCCUCAGAGAACCCCGGAGCCUCACCUUCAGAGGGCCUGCUCGCAGUUCACCUCCAGCCCCUCGAGGAGCCAGAAGCCCCCAGGUCCCCAGCUGCACCUACAAGCAACUGGCAGGAGCCCCAGGCCAGGAGCGGGCCCAGAGUCGCUGAGCUUAAAAAGUGUUUUGAAGGUUAAGGACCAAGGAUCUGGGAGAGACUCUGGCCCCUUGUUAUUAAAGCCUCAAGAGCCCAAA